AUGGGCUUCUUGAGCGGUAGCGAUGUUGACGUGUCUUCGAAGUGGUUGAGCUGCGGGAUACAAGGUUGGAUGGCACAACGUAUCAUCAGGCAAGCAAUUCUAUUGCGGAGCUGUACAUGGGCGGUAUCUGCAGCGGCUGAUUGGGAUGAGCUUCUGGAUAUAUGCAGUGGAAUUAUGGUAGGGUUCCUGAUAGAUGUGGCAUCCAUGGACUCAUCCAUUGUGAUGGUAGGAUUGUGGUAUGAUGUGGUGGAUGUGGUUAUAGUGGUGCAAAUCAUAUCCGCAAGUUCGGUUUCCUUGCAGGUAAGAUCAUCAAGAGCCAAGAUGGUAACGGUAGCUGUUGGUUCCAUUUCGCCACCUUUUGUGGUCGCGCCAAUAGAUGUCAAAGGCGUCCAUAAGCUCCGUGGCGUUGGGUUGAUUCUCGAUGAAGCUUAUGGCAUGUUCAUAGCGCUGCUGGAAGGUCUCCAAUAUUUCAAUGAAGACCUUGUCGUUCCUCAUAUCCUCGAUUUGACGCUGGAGUGUUGCUAUCUGCACUGCUGA
Messenger RNA from Necator americanus (New World hookworm), 537 nucleotides. RefSeq lists its product as uncharacterized. Lineage: Eukaryota; Metazoa; Nematoda; Chromadorea; Rhabditida; Ancylostomatidae. The transcript has a single exon. The coding region runs from base 1 to 537 and encodes 178 amino acids. The record is from RefSeq and is a predicted model, not a curated record.